AUGGCUGCUACGCCAACGCAAUACCAAACGCAAUAUACCCCUGCAGCCCCCCAACCGAUUACGCAGACACAGCAGACUCAACAGCAAACUGCUCCCGCACCUGGGCCAUCAAGGCGGCCGGAUGAGGAGGCGAAGAAGGACCGAACGCUGGCGGAAUUUCUGUUGAUGCUGGAUGACUACGAGCCCUUGAUCCCGAACGAAGUGACAGACUACUAUCUGCAGCGGGCAGGCUUCGAAUGCGAAGACGUCCGACUAAAGCGCCUGUUGUCUCUCGCAGCGCAGAAGUUUGUUUCUGACAUUGCUGCAGAUGCAUACCAGCAUGCUCGCAUACGGACAAACGCUACUGGAGGACGCUCACGAGCAGCACAAUCGGGCCCACAAGCGGCGCGGGACAAGACGAAAACGACGCUCAUGAUGGAAGAUCUGAGCUCUGCUCUCGCGGAGUAUGGCAUCACCUCGCGCAAGUCAGAGUUUUACAUGUAG
Messenger RNA from Phanerochaete carnosa HHB-10118-sp, 483 nucleotides. RefSeq lists its product as uncharacterized. Gene Ontology annotation, cellular component: nucleus; transcription factor TFIID complex; SAGA complex. Gene Ontology annotation, biological process: transcription initiation at RNA polymerase II promoter. NCBI's taxonomy places the organism in Eukaryota, Fungi, Basidiomycota, Agaricomycetes, Polyporales, Phanerochaetaceae. Gene Ontology annotation, molecular function: RNA polymerase II general transcription initiation factor activity; promoter-specific chromatin binding. The coding region runs from base 1 to 483 and encodes 160 amino acids. The record is from RefSeq and is a predicted model, not a curated record. The transcript has 4 exons.